ACGCAGCAGCGUAAAAGAGGGGUAUUUCCACAUGAUUUAAGUGUUGUAAUCCAAUUUGCGAUAGAUUUUCUUGCAAAUAUUCUCAAAUCUGUCUAAAACAAUAUGUGCAUUUUCUCACUAAACAGACUUAUUGCGGAUAAAAGGCUUUGAGUGAUGACGUAGUGCACAUAAAAAAUAACAUUUGCCACUAAAUUCCCAUCUAACAAAUGAAAAAGUUAAAUGGUUUUCCAUCAUUUUCAACUCUACAACUCUAGACGGGUUGGUCUCAAAAACUGUUUCGUUAAAUAGCAAAUGUGCCCACAAUGGUCUUGGCAUAUGCACUUGAACCAACCGCUCACAGCUACAGUGCAGGUAGUCUACCAACACAAAUUCGACCAUGUCGAACAAACAAAUUGGUUGUGACUUUUUAAUGUGUCAGGUAAUUAAUCUGUAUGAAAUGGUUGGAAUGAAAUGUGGUUAUCGUCACCAUUAUAGUCAAAAGUAAUUUGAAUGUAGAUGCUCAUUUGGCUAACGAACGCCGCUACAAUACUGUAUCAUAGCCUUUUUCACUCCUUCGAACAACGUGCACUUUUAUUACAUUGCACUGGUUCUUAGUCAUUGAAUGCUAAUUGACGAACCCAGCAAAUUAAACAUCCCAGGUCUGUGGUAUUUUUCUGAAAAACAAAUCCAGUCACCGGAGGCACAUCUAUUAUGAGAAACAGUUUGCCAGUCCACUCUGAUUGUAAAAUGUGUGAAGCACGGUCAAAUAAAUGUUUAUAUCCAACUUUUCCCGAAGCUCACUGCCCAUCUCUGGUAGUGGGAAGCCAUCUUUGAUGACGUAAUUGUCUUGCGCAACUACUGGUAUGGGGAGAGAGCUUCGGGAAACAUAAAAUGAAUCUGAAAAUGUUGUGAAGCCAUGGAAAAAACAGUGUUCCUGGUCAUUCUGUUGUCAGGGCUGUGUCCUACAGUAACAAAAGCCACAACCAUGGUACAAACUAUGGAACCUGUUACUACCCAACCCCAAACAACGGAACCUGUUGCUACCCAACCCCAAACAGCGGAACCUGUUACUACCCAACCCCAAACAACGGAACCUGUUGCUACACAACCCCAAACAACGGAACCUGUUGCUACCCAACCCCAAACAACGGAACCUGUUACUACCCUACCCCAAACAACAACACUCCCUACUACAGGUGUGACUGUUUCCAAAGCAAGUGUGGUCUGCAACGAGACCAGCAUGACGGUGGCUGUGGAGAAGGCCUCCAUCGUGGGUCUCUAUGAGGACCACCUGCGUCUUAAUGACCCGUCCUGCAGUCUGAGCUCCAAUAGCAGCCACGUCUUCAGGACCCUGGCCCUCAACACCUGCGGCACCCAGCUGGAGGAGGAAGAGGACAACCUAAUCUUCAGAAACGAGAUCACUUCCUUUGAGGACUCCAGUGCCGUGAUCACCAAGAGGGACGAGAUGGAGAUCGAAUUCUGGUGUGUCUACCCCAAGAAGGGCAACGUGAGCCUGGAUUUCCUGGCCCACAAGAUUCCGUACAUUUUCAGAGAGAAGGGCUUCGGGAAGUUCACCUACCAGUUUGAGUUCUACCAGAGUAGUAGUUUCAACAGGAUGGUGGAUCCAGCCAGUUACCCAGUGGAGGUGGAACUGAAAGAGAUGGUCUACAUGGAGAUCACGUCCACGUCCUCAGUCCCCAACACUGAAGUGUUUGUGGAGUCAUGCAUGGCCACGCCAACAGACAAUCCCAACGACCCAGAGCACUACAGCAUCAUCCAAAACGGCUGCAAGAAGGACGAAACUGUUCAGAUCUACUCUAGUUCCCAAUCCCAGUUCCAUUUUGCAAUGGAAGCUUUCAAAUUCAUUGGUAUGCAUGACCAGGUGUACAUCAGCUGUGCAGUGGUCCUGUGUGAGACGGGGAAUACCAACACCCGCUGUGCUCAGGGCUGCAUCAAUGACACUACGGCCACAACUCCCCAGCAUCGUCAAGAGAGAGAGGCCGCCCUGGAGACCAACCCGCACUACAUCUCCCAGGGGCCUUUGCGUGUGAGGCGGAGUGCCGACACCAAAGCUGCUGAUGUGGCUUUGAACCUGAAUUUGUUGUUCAUCGCUGGCAGCUUCCUGGCAGCAGUCGCCAUGGUGUGUGGAGUGGUCAUGUACAGAUCCAGGGAGUCAAAGGACAAAUAUCAACCUUGACACACUUUGACUGGUUUUCUUUUUAACAAUCAUUACAUUUACUGCACUUAAAGGACCUAUGUGUAAUAUUUUUGCAUUAUAAUUUCAGAAAAUGUCCUUAAAGGUCCAACGCAGAACUUUUAUAUCAAUAUCAAAUCCUUUCUGGGUAACAAUUGAGUACCUUACUGUGAUUGUUAAAAAAAAUAAGCUUUUUCUCAAGCAAGAAUUUUGCUAGGACUGUGUGGGAGUUGUUUGAAUAGGGAGGAGAAAACCGAAAAUUAACUGUUAUUGGCAGAGAGGUUUGGAACUCUCUUUCUAAUUGAUCUAUUAAUUAAUUUACCACAAGGUGAUGUCACCAUGGAAGGCCAAAACAAGCGGAAGUUUCAGGUGGACUUGAUCAUCAUUUUCACAAUUUCACAGUAUUAUUCCAACCUCAUAGUGUGAAAAUAUAUAUAAAACACAGGGAAAUCAAGUUUUUGACUGCACAGGGCCUUUAAUAUAUCUCCAGCAAUAGUGAAAUAAUAAUUUUUCACCCAAAAAAUUAUCCCAAAAUGUUAUUGGGCCCAAAGAAAACUGUAUUCAAGUGGUGCAGCCUUUUUAUUGCUCAACAAAAGACGGACCGUCUGUUGUCAAAUUGACUGGGGCCAGUAAAGGGCAGGCAUCAAACAUGUAGAAAUCACUUAGCACCAGUCAAUUUGAGAGCAAGAGAUUUGCUGGCCCCAGUCAAUUUGACAACAAGAGAUUUGCUGGCACCAGUCAAUUUGAGAGCAAGAGAUUUGCUGGCCCCAGUCAAUUUGAGAGCAAGAGAUUUGCUGGCCCCAGUCAAUUUGACAAUAAGAGAUUUGCUGGCACCAGUCAAUUUGAGAGCAAGAGAUUUGCUGGCCCCAGUCAAUUUGAGAGCAAGAGAUUUGCUGGCCCCAGUCAAUUUGA
Molecule: messenger RNA, 3085 nt
Organism: Salvelinus sp. IW2-2015
Lineage: Eukaryota; Metazoa; Chordata; Actinopteri; Salmoniformes; Salmonidae
Product: ZP domain-containing protein
Cellular component (GO): cell surface
Source: RefSeq, a predicted model, not a curated record